Molecule: messenger RNA, 441 nt
Organism: Ostertagia ostertagi
Lineage: Eukaryota; Metazoa; Nematoda; Chromadorea; Rhabditida; Trichostrongylidae
Source: the annotation of a GenBank genome assembly
AUGAAGGUCAUUCUCAUCGUUUUUGCGGUAGCCGCAGCUGUUCACGGACUGGAUUCUAAGUGGAAAUAUGGGGACCCCAUCGGACCACUGAUCCCACCAUCGUUGCUCCAUCACUUAGAAUCAGAGCGCCACCGGGAGCAGCACGAAAAUCGAGAGCACCACGAGCAUGCAUCGGUUCCGGAUUUUUCAAGAAGUCACCACCUGGAACUCCACGAAAAACGUGAACAAGUUGAAGAAAAGCCUGAAGCAGUUAAGAACCACGAAGAAAGGCACCACGAGCACCAUCGCGAAAAGCGAGGCGUUUUUGAUAUAGAAGAAGAGCCGCUUGAAACUCAUGAAGGAAAACACCACAACGAACAUCACGAAAGAAAGCAUAUUGAAGAGAAAGAAGAAGCGGGUAAAUUCCACGAAGGUGAGCUGACGAGUUAUAUCCUAAGAUAA